UUCAUCCCCAGAUCAGCACGCAUUCUCAUCAUUAAUGAUAAAAGUAACUCAAAUUCAACUUGUUCAUUUCUAAUCCUUUUCACUCAUCAAAUGCUAUUCAUAACACCAUGAAAGAGGUUCCUCUUCUUCUUCUGCUGUUGAUUCUUUACUACCCUUCUUGCCACUCACUUGACACCAUAACACUGAACCAAUCAUUGGAAGACAACGAUGUUUUGGUCUCCAACCCUCGAGGAACCUUUGCACUUGGUUUCUUCACCUUACAGAAAGAUUCUAAAACACGAUACCUUGGUAUAUGGUACAACAAAAUUUCAGAACAAACCAUUGUUUGGGUUGCAAACAGAGAUACUCCUUUGUACAACACUUCCGGUGUUGUCUCCAUCAGCAACGGAAACCUCGUACUCAACAACAACCACCUCAACAACAACAAAAACCUUAAACCUAUUUGGUCUUCCAAUGUUUCUGUUUCACCUUCAUUUGGCAAUGUUUCAGCUAAGCUUUUAGACAAUGGAAACUUUGUUUUGACUCAUAACAAUGGAAAAAACAUUGUAUGGCAGAGUUUUGAUUAUCCAACUAACACUCUACUUCCUUUCAUGAAACUUGGGUUGGACCGGAAAACUGGUUUGAACAGGUUCCUAACAUCUUGGAAGUCUCCCAAUGAUCCAGGAACCGGGAAUUUGACAUACCGGAUCGACCCAACCGGGUUUCCACAGCUGUUUCUAUACAGCAAUAAUAAAGUUCCAGUAUGGAGAACCGGGUCGUGGACGGGUCAAAGAUGGAGCGGAGUACCCGAAAUGACUCCGACUUUUAUCUUCAAUGUUAGUUUUGUUAACAACGUAGAUGAAGUUUUUAUAGAGUAUGGUGUGAAAGAUCCAAGGGUGAUAUCAAGAAUGGUUUUAGAAGACUCGGGUCACGUGAGGAGGCUGACGUGGCAACCAAACGAAAACAGAUGGUUUCAAAUAUGGUUUGGUCCGAAAGAGGAAUGUGAUAAUUUCAAGCAAUGUGGGUUGAACUCGAAUUGUGACCCGUAUAAUGCGGAAAAAUUUGAGUGUGAGUGUUUACCUGGAUUUGAACCAAAGUUUGAGAGGGAAUGGUAUUUGAGAGAUGGGUCGGGUGGGUGUGUGAGGAAGUCGAAUGUGUCCACGUGUCGAAAUGGGGAAGGGUUUGUGAAAGUGGCACGUGUGAAGGUGCCGAAUACUUCAAUGACACGUGUGAAUGAGAGUUUGGGAUUGAAGGAGUGUAGAGAGAUGUGUUUAGGGGAUUGCUCUUGUGUUGCAUUUACAAGUGAAAAUGAGAUGUUGCAAAGUGGGUGUGUUACUUGGCAUGGUGAUUUGGAGGAUACUAGGACUUACACACAAGUUGGACAAGAUUUGUAUGUACGUGUGGAUAAGCAUGAAUUGGCAAUGUAUGCAAAACAUCCGUAUGGUUCUCUUGGCAAAAAGGGAAUGGUGGCACUUUUAGUCGUAGGUACUUGCUUGAUAUUGUUUAUGGGGACCAUUUUGGUGUAUUGGUUUGUAAAAGCAAGGAAAAAAUGGUCAAGAAGGGAUCGCAAGUUUUCCUUUCGUCUUAGCUUUGGUGGUUCUGAUCAACAAGAAUUUGACAGUGCAAACAAUUCAAAUUUACCAUUCUAUGAUCUUAGCUCAGUAGCUGCUGCAACUGACAGUUUUUCAAUUGUUAACAAGCUUGGUGAAGGUGGUUUUGGCUCAGUUUAUAAGGGUAUAUUGAGCAAUGGAAUGGAAAUUGCAGUAAAGAGACUGUCAAAGCAUUCCGGACAAGGCAUAGAAGAGUUUAAAAAUGAGGUUGUUUUGAUUUCAAAACUUCAACACAGAAAUCUUGUGAGGAUCUUAGGUUGCUGCGUUCAAGGAGAAGAGAAGAUGUUAAUCUAUGAGUAUUUGCCUAACAAAAGCUUAGACUUUUUCAUUUUUGAUAAAUCUAAAAGUUCCGAGCUAGACUGGAGAAAGCGGUUUGAUAUUAUCUGUGGUGUCGCUAGAGGGAUCUUAUAUCUUCAUCACGACUCGCGAUUAAGAAUUAUUCAUAGAGACUUAAAGGCCAGCAAUGUCUUGUUGGACACUGCAUUGAACCCAAAAAUUGCAGAUUUUGGUAUGGCUAGAAUGUUUGGUGGAGAUCAAGUUGAAGCAAUUACAAAUCGUGUUGUUGGAACCUAUGGUUAUAUGUCUCCGGAGUAUGCCAUGGAAGGACAAUUUUCGGUGAAGUCUGAUGUAUACAGCUUUGGAGUUUUGCUGCUAGAGAUUAUUACAGGCAAAAAGAACAGUGGUCAAUAUGCAGACGAUGCAUCCACAAAUUUAGUUGGACAUAUAUGGGAUCUAUGGAGAGAAGACAAAGCCAUGGGGAUUGUUGAUCAAUCAUUAGGAGAGUCAUUCUCUGAGCUUGAAGUUCAAAGAUGCAUCCAAAUUGGGCUUUUAUGUGUACAAGAUUUUGCUGUUGACAGACCAUCAAUGUCAGCUGUUGUUUCUAUGUUGGGUAGUGACUCAACUCUUCCCACUCCAAAACAACCAGCAUUCAUUUUCAAGAGAAGCAAUUAUGAGACUUCAAAUCCAUCAACCAGUGAAGGAACUUACUCAGUAAAUGAUGCAAGUAUGACUAUGGUUGAAGCUCGCUAAAGGCCAUGUUUAUUGUAUGAUUCUAGUGUAUUUUACAGGGAUCGUCACUAAGGUUUGAAAUGAUCAUGUAAAUGUUUUACAAGGAGUACUCCCUUAUGUAAGUAACUCAAUAAAGCCACAUCGCUGUAAGCGUGUAUUUGUAUGAAUAAUGUAAAAUCCAGUUAAUAUAAUAGUAUGCUCUUAGAAAUU
This is a messenger RNA of Medicago truncatula (barrel medic), 2807 nucleotides long. RefSeq names its product G-type lectin S-receptor-like serine/threonine-protein kinase At1g11410. Bases 108 to 2618 code for a protein of 836 amino acids. Lineage: Eukaryota; Viridiplantae; Streptophyta; Magnoliopsida; Fabales; Fabaceae. The transcript has 7 exons. Gene Ontology annotation, biological process: protein phosphorylation; recognition of pollen. The record is from RefSeq and is a predicted model, not a curated record. Gene Ontology annotation, molecular function: protein serine/threonine kinase activity; ATP binding. Gene Ontology annotation, cellular component: plasma membrane.